Molecule: messenger RNA, 2057 nt
Organism: Papilio polytes (common Mormon)
Lineage: Eukaryota; Metazoa; Arthropoda; Insecta; Lepidoptera; Papilionidae
Gene: ChLD3
Exons: 10
Coding region: 105-1682 (525 amino acids)
Biological process (GO): carbohydrate metabolic process
Cellular component (GO): extracellular region
Molecular function (GO): chitin binding; protein binding
Source: RefSeq, a predicted model, not a curated record
CGAGCAAAAGAAAGUGGCCAGUGUCCGGCGAUGAACGAGCGGUUCGCUGGAGUAUCUUGUGUAGCAUCGAGUAUCAGUGUUUUGACGGAAACCAAACGCACAACAUGGUUAGGUUGUUUAUGCUAGCCGUCUUGUGCUUUACUUUUCUAUCCAUUCUAGAAGUGCGAGGUAAGGAAGUGGUGCACACAAGUUUAAAUCAAACAAAAUGUAUUGAAAACGGAAGAUUUUACAGGAAUCCAGACAGAUCCGAAGACAUACUAUGGACCAAAAACGAAUGCGCCAAGUACUACCUUUGUGUAGAGGGUGAGGUGUUCGAAUUUAAAUGUUCGGAAGGGCGACUUUUUGACGUCAACCGACAACUGUGCGAUAAAUAUCAAAAUGUCCAUAAUUGUGAUGUCACAAAAGAAAUAGUCUUGCCACAGCCGCUUCUGGAACAUGCGAUGUGUGCAAAUGAAACACACCUGGGCUGCGCAGACGGUCGCUGUUUGCCGGCGGAAUUCUUCUGCGACGGAUCAUUUGACUGCGAUGAUUUAUCUGACGAAGCAUGGUGUGACGUCAAAAACGAUCCAAAUUCAUCGGAACCAUGCGAUCCCAACAUGUGCCUGUUGCCAGAAUGUUUCUGCACGAAAACCGGCAAAGAAAUACCAGGAAAUCUCGUACCUAAUCAGACCCCACAAAUGAUUACACUCACAUUCAAUGGAGCGGUGAAUCACGAAAACUGGGAUAUUUACAACAAACAUUUGUUUACAUCUGAUCGAAAAAAUCCCAACGGCUGUCCCAUCAAAGCGACAUUCUUUGUCUCGCACCCUUACACCAACUAUAGACAUGUGCAGAAAUUGUGGAACGAUGGACAUGAAAUUGCGGUACAUUCGAUAACACACCGUGGUCCUGAAGAAUGGUGGUCAAGGAACGCUACUGUUGAAGAUUGGUUCGACGAAAUGGUUGGUCAAGCAAACAUAAUCAAUAGGUUUGGAAAAGUAUGGAUGGAGGAUUUCAGAGGUCUUCGUGUACCCUAUCUAUCAGUCGGAUGGAAUCGACAGUACGUCAUGAUGCAAGAGUUCGGUUUCGUAUACGACGCGACGAUAGUGGCGCCCCCCUCCGACCCGCCGUACUGGCCCUACACACACGAUUACAAAAUGCCGCACGAAUGUACAGAAAAACAUCAAUAUUGCCCAACUAGAAGUUAUGCAGGACUUUGGCAGAUGGUUAUAAAUUCUCUAACAGAUGGCAAGAAUAAUUCAUACGCCACUCCGGAGCAUUGCCAUUUCACACUGACUGGUGAUGACAUAUAUGGUAUCUUAUUAAACAACUUCAAAAGGCAUUAUUUAAAAAAUAGAGCUCCAUUUGGUAUACAUUUGAGUGGCACUUGGCUACGAAAUAGCCAUUACCUUGCUGCUUUGAAGAGAUUUAUUAUAGAACUUUUAAGACUACCGGAUGUCUACUUUGUAUCAUAUAAAGAAGUAAUUGAUUGGAUGAAACGACCAACACCAGUACUUCAAUUAAAGAAAUUCCAACCAUGGCAAUGCAAAGAUCGUCGUUUCCAUGAUAAUGAGAUAGCGUGCAGCAAACCUAGGACAUGCAAACUACCUUCAAAAGUUUUAGAACAUGACAAAUAUAUGAUAACAUGUGUAGAUUGUCCUAAAAGCUAUCCUUGGAUCAGAAAUGAAUUUGGAUUUGAUUAAAAAAAAAUUAUAUCUAAAUUAAAGUUACCAUAUUUAAGUCAGUCUUUUAAGGUUACAAUUUAAUAUUUUAUGUAUGGAAUAAUUAUACUCUUUACUCCACACUUCAUGGAAGCCCUUGUCUCUAAAAUAAAAACACUAGUGAUGUCAUGAGAUGAUUCAAGUGUCAUGUUAUUGUGCAAGUAUAGUAAUAAAAACAAUGUGAGAUUGUAAUAACUUUUCAUAGACUCAUUUUCUUCAUAUUGCUGUAUGGUAUUGAAAGGCAGCUUUAUUAAGGUCAAAGUUGUAUGAACACAGAUUAUUUCUACCUAUUAAUAAGUAAUUAUAAUCUAAAUGAAGUGCAAUAUUUUUUUGUAAUAAAAUAAUUUUAAAUAUAAA